AUGCCUACAUUGUUUGAUUCACAUGAUGAAUUUGCUAAUUGGUUUUUACGUGAUACUGAGUCUCAAGCCAGUGUUACAGCUAGAACUGGCUGUGGGGGAGCAGCGGGAGGAGGAAGUAUCAUUAGUAGCAGUGGAACUGGAUCUUUAAUAAAUUCAAAAUUGAGUGAAAAUCAAUUAUCACGUUUAAAUUUAAUUUUAAAAUCAUUCAUGUUACGUAGGAUAAAAACUGAAGUUGAACAUGAAAUAUCUACUAAGACUGAGAUUAUGUUAUAUUGUCCAUUAAGUCAUCGACAACAAAUAUUAUAUGAACGAUUACGUAGUAAGAUUCGUCUUGAAGAUCUUAGCUCCAUCAUGUCUGCGAAUGGAAUAUCAGAUAGUUUUUCAUCGAAUUUGGAUAAUACUAAUGCAUUGUCAUCGUCUUCGUCAGCUACAGCCCAUUUAAUUAAUUUAGUGAUGCAGUUAAGAAAAGAUAUGUCUAUAAAUAAUUAUACAAGUGGAUGGUCUUCAUUUUCAAUAUUACCACAUGUAGUUCACCCAAUACUUCACAUGAGUUCAGUUAGGAAGCAUAGUAAACGUUGGAAUAAACAAUCAGAGGACAAGAUUUAUGAAGAUGACGGUGAUGAUGGUAAUGAAGAACAUAUAACAAACAUUUUAUUAACAUUUGUGUUGGCUGUUGAUUCUGAAACGCUGUUAAAUAGAGAAUCUACUAUCACACGACCAAAGUCAGUUAACUCAAGCUCAUCUAGUUUAUCUAACGGACAUAACAAUUUUAUGUAUUUUCAUCUAGAAUACUCAAUAAUGAAUAAAGAAGAUUUUUUAUUUUCUACAGAUGUGGUAGUAUUUUCAAAAUCCAUUGCUAAAAUUUACCCAACCAACUGUUCAUCAAAACUAAUAAAUCCCUGUGAAUUUAACGACACUUUAUGGAUUGUAUGGACCGAACAAAUACCAAUAGCGAUUACGGAUGAAAUAAUUAUUGACUUUUGGAACUUAACACAAACUGGUGGCAUACAUGUUAAAUGUUGGGAUCAACGAGAAAAGUGUUCGAUUCAGACAAGAUUUGAUAGACCAAGAUCUGUCAAUAUUAACAGUAACAAACAGUCUGAAGAUAAUUUGAAGGAUGAUAACAAGUUAAGUGAAGUUCAAUCUAUAAUAAACAUGUUAAAUUCUUAUCGUAAAAAUCCAACGAAUGUACAGAUGAAUAGUUCGAAUACUGAGAGUGUUUCUAAGAGAUGUAAAACAACAUUAGAAUCAAAAACAAAAAAGCAUAUAAAAUACGUAAAUACAUCUAACCAAUCUUGCAGUAGUACAAUGAAAGUAUUAUCUGCUGGUCAUAGUUCAAGGAAAACUGACAGAAUUCAAAAUCCUGUUGAGAGUUGGGGAACAUGUUGUUUAGUAUUACAAACAGGACAUUUAUUUCGUAUAAAUCCACCAGAAUGGAUUGUAGCGUGUAAACCAUUGACACAUACUAAUAAUGUAUCAUUGAAUAAGCCACCAUUAUCUUCAGUGACUUUAGAAUUAGAGAGUAAUUUUAAAGAUAUAUUAGUUGGUAUGAAACUUUCUAAUUCAUUGAUGUCUGAUCAACAGAGGCAGAAAUUUCAGCCAAUCAUAUUGACUAUCGACAGAUUACGUAAUCUUCCCGUUGCUCCAUAUAGAAGCUAUGAAGAAAUGAGAAAUAAAUGUGAACCAAUACGAUUAGUAACUACAUUCUCUGAUGUAUGGAGCCAUCAGUCAGGUGAAUAUGUUCAAGACAAAGAAAUAUAUAUGGAUGAAGUACAGGUUAUCCUGACACAUGAUAUUCCUGGAUUAUAUCUUCGGGAAUUGGUACAAACUUUCCCUGUAGUCAUUGAUGUAUAUGACAGAGUGUGCCAUGGAGAAGAAACAACUGAAGUUAAACAACUGUCUCAAAAUGGUUUAUUUUGCGCUGAGCCAGAUGAUGAUAAAAUUGGAAAAGCUCAACCAAAUUUAAAAACAGAUAUAUUUUCAAAGAAAUGUAUAGGUCAAAAAACUAGUGAAAACAGUCCUAAAAUUUCAUCACCUACGGGAAGGAUUGUCGUUAAUUUAAGUGAGAUGAUUUGUUUAAAAUGUAUGAAAAUGAAACAAACACUACCUGUGCUGCCGAUGAGUGAAUCUGAUCUAGAUUUAUUAAAAGACUAUAGAUCUAUUAAUGAAAAUCCUAGAAGUAUUCCUCGUAGUUAUAUUGGCUACGUGGAUUCCCAGUGUGAAAUAUCCAUUGAAAUAGAGAUAAACAUCAACAUGGAUCGACUAUUCCAAAUAAAAACCUUACCUGAAAAUACCCAGACUAUUGAACGUAUGAUUUUCAUUUUGGAAAAGCCAGAUAAAAGCGAAAUAGAAGCUAAUUAUGUAUCAGAGAUAAUAGAAAAAAUUCAAUUAUUUAUAAUAAAAUCAAAUGCACGUUCAAUUGGUAUAUCUGAUGAAUUACCUUUACAUAUGAUUAAAGCAAAUUUAAAUUCUAUACAAUCACAAUAUAUGCCAUGCAUUCAUUCAAAUCUAUCUAAUUUUUUAUUAUCUAAUUCAAAUAAUAAUGAUAAUAACAGUAACAGUAAUAAUAAUAAUAAUAUUACUACUAAUAAUAAUGGUAAUAAGAAGAGUAAUAGUAAUAAUAAUGAUAGUAAUAUCAAUAAUAAUAAUAAUAAUAAAUGUAAAUAUAAGAACUUUCAAUUAAAUAAUCAAUUUAUCACAGGUUUUCAUUUAAAUGAUCAAGAUUUUAAUUUAAUUAUAUUAGAAAUUGGUGAUCAUUUAAUAAGUCAAUAUUUAGAAAAUUUAUUGAUUCAUUGUCUAUAUAAAUAUAAUCAAUAUUCAAUAAAUUAUUCAACUAAAAAAUAUAAUAAUGUUAAAUUUUUUAAAAAUAAUCAAUUAUUAUAUCAUAAACGUUUAUAUACAUCAUUAAAUUGGUAUUUAUUAGAGUAUAAAAUGUUAAUACCAAUCAAUCAAUUAAUCAAUAAAUCAAUAUUUUAUAUACGUGAUUUAUUACCACGUAUUAUUUAUUGUGCUAUUUAUAGAAUAAUCAAUCUAAGAUUAUAUUAUAAUAUAUUAUUAUAUAAUCGAUAUCAUAAUAUAUAUCCAACUAAUAAAAUGAUGAAUGAAUUAAUUAAACAAUUUUGUAUUACAUCUAAUUUAAUCAAUGAUUAUUCAUUAUUAUAUAAUAAUAUAUCAAUGAAAUCAUUAUCUAAUAUAAAUAAUAAUAAUAAUAAUGAACAGAAUCAAUUCAAUGAAGAUGAUAUUGUUCAUAUAAAAGAAAAUGUAAAUAAAAUAUUGAAGAAAAAAAACAUUUUGUUAAAAAGUAUUAAAUAUAGAAAUGAUAAUGUUAUAUCCUAUUGGUGAUGAUUAGAUGACGAGUAACUUCCAUGAUCUAAUACUAUAUAUAUAUAUUCCUAUUUGUACAACUAUUCAAUAAUUAGAUUGCCUGCUUGAGCAUCUGGGCUACC
This is a messenger RNA of Schistosoma bovis, 3446 nucleotides long. NCBI's taxonomy places the organism in Eukaryota, Metazoa, Platyhelminthes, Trematoda, Strigeidida, Schistosomatidae. The record is from the annotation of a GenBank genome assembly.